Messenger RNA from Drosophila suzukii, 2408 nucleotides. RefSeq names its product four way stop (gene fws). Gene Ontology annotation, biological process: intra-Golgi vesicle-mediated transport. Lineage: Eukaryota; Metazoa; Arthropoda; Insecta; Diptera; Drosophilidae. The record is from RefSeq and is a predicted model, not a curated record. Gene Ontology annotation, cellular component: COG complex.
UUUAACAUAAGUAAGAGUGUUAUAAACUUAUCUAAUUGGUCAUACCAUAGAUAAAGGCAUCCUCCACCAUGGUCACUGGUGAUCCGGGCGCUACCAAGCCCCCAAACACUAAGACGGCGGGUUCAGAUGAUGACGACUACACCGCUUCGAUGUCGCACUUAACCAUUGGUCAGCAGAUCCAGGAGUUGUCGAAACAACUGCAAAACACCAAGGAGGAGCUGCACCAGCAGGUGCGGGAUAAACAUGGAGCUCUGCUGCAGCAGGCCACCCACGCAGGUCGAUUCGAUGCGGCCCUAAAUGCGCUGGCUGAGGAUGUGCAGCGGGUCAGGGAGACGGGACACCGCCUGAAGAGCCAGGUGGACACGCAGUACCAGCAGGUGGAAAACCAGACGCAGGUGCUCGGUCGCCUGCACGAUGUCAGUCACCUCCUUCGCUCGGCAGGAACACUUCUGACCCUCACUGCCAAGUUAAAGGGCACUAAGGAUGUCCUUCGCCAGGCGGAACUGCAUUUCGAACUGGGUCAACUAAUCGAGGACAAAGAGCUCAAGGACCUGGAGUUCAUUCAGCAGGAGCGCGCCUAUGUGAUCAGUUCGGGUCAGAAGAUUAGGAACCUCACUCAGAUGCAGUUGGUAACUGGCCUGCAGGAGCGCAAUCAAAACCAAGUGGUUAAUGCUUUGAAGAUCUUCAUGAACUUCAAUACACUGGAGAAAUCCCUGGAAAACCUGCUGGCCACCUUUAUUGCUGACAUGGAGCAAUCCCUCAAGGAGUGUUUUGCCGGCACCGACAUAUCCGUGCUGAAUAAAUCGCCCACGCAUAACGCUAGCAAACCAGCUCCCUCGAGGGGACCGGGGAAAACUCCUCAGCUGACUACCACCCAGAACUUCCGGGCCAAGUUCUGGAAAUCUCUGCACUGGCUGCUCUACGACGAACUCUUUGAGACCUGCACGCAAAUCAAGCUGCUUAAGACGGCUCUGGAGCAGAUUAACCAGUUUGGAUACACUUCAGAGACCUCGGAUCAGUGCAUUCCGCAGCGGUUUUGGAAGCAGGUUCAGCAGCUCCUGCGUAAAUCCUUCGAUGAAUGCUCUCAGCAUGUUACCCAGACCCUUCAGGAAGGACUCUCCAAGCUGCUUACCUCCGCUCGUGGCUUGGAGCAGCGUCUGAAUGGCGAGUUCCAGUUCGACAACGAACUAUUCGCUCCUCUGGAAGUGGGUUACGUUAGCAAGUGUGCUGCCAACUUUAAGGCCUGUUUGGCGGGAGUGGAUUUACCAGGCAACGAAACAGUGGACAAUUUUAUUAGGGUAGCUUCCACAGAGCUGAGUGCUGCUUUGAUCGAUUCCCGUCUCACAAAUUCCAUAGCGAAUGUUUUCGUAGCAUGCGGAAAGGAGUUGUGCACAAAACUAGAGGCUGAAAUCAAGCUGGGAGCUGAUUCCAAGCAAGUUGUGGAUCUACCAAAUCUGCAGCAGCAACAAAACACACAAUUGGCGAAUGUUCUGUACUACUACAAGGAUUCAGUGCGUCGUAUGCUAAGCGAUCUUCAAGUUCAGUUUGAGAAGACCCCGGGAUCAGCCAGGGAAACCAUAUUGCGCUCUCUGGAGCAGGCUGAUCUGCUCAUUGGCACCAUUCUGCAGCAGAUCAUGGAGUCGAUUAUAACAACUAUAAGCAUCAUCAUACUGAGUAUGCACAGAGAGCCGGGAUUGAAUACGGAGAGGCUGUCCACCACGGGUCCAUCGAUGUACAUGAAGGAACUGCAGGAAUUCGUCAACCGUUCCUGGUCCCAUCACAUAGCGCUGUUCGAUGACAAGCAGAUGACCACAAAGUGUGGCCACGAGCUAGCCAAGCGAUGCAUUGAGCUGUUCCUGCACAACGUGUGCAUCUUGCGUCCCUUGAGUGCGGCGGGAAGACAGCGCUUGAAGCAGGACUGCCAGCACAUGGAGCAGGCUUUGAAGCCCCUUUGUCCCAAUCUCGCCGAGCUUGGCAAGCCUUCUCGCCUGCUAAGAGCUAUGUCCCUGUUGAUUGUCCAAACGGCGCAGGAGCUAGUGAAGCAGACAAUCGGGGAGGACUCCCUGGUACCCAGUUAUAUAGUGUUGCUGCUACUCUUUGGACACGCUGGAGCGGAUCUUCAGUCGCCACAUACCACGGCCAACUGGUCUAAUGAACGACUAAUUGAAUGGCUGGAUGGACACACGGCGGAGCGGGAGAAACUGGAGCUGAUUUCGGGUGCACUGCAGCGGUACCGGGACAAUGCCAGGCGCAAGAACAUUCAGCAAUACGACGAAGUUUACCCCAUGAUGGUGGAGUAUUUUGAACAGGCCUUGAAGGCAAUUCCAUAAAUGUUAAUUGUAUUAACUAACUAGAACUAUAUAAAAGUUUGAUUUAAUUUAUAAAUAAAUACUAGCGCUCCCAAUAAA